Molecule: messenger RNA, 6028 nt
Organism: Xyrichtys novacula (pearly razorfish)
Lineage: Eukaryota; Metazoa; Chordata; Actinopteri; Labriformes; Labridae
Source: the annotation of a GenBank genome assembly
AAAGCAGAGCCAGUAGUCAAGAUGGUGGCCACCAGGAGAGGAGUACGUGCGUGCUCCCCUAGUAAAACAAACCCUGAUAUACCCGCAGAUGUCCAGGUACGUAUAAAAAAGAGGUUUUACACAAAUUAGUAGAUAUUAAGGGGUUAUGUGGAAGUUAAAUCUGUAGUGAUUUAAGCUCACAACGUCAGUGUCUGAGGUUCAAGAAGCUGCUCAAACUUCACGUGGGCACCAUGGGUCCUCUGUCAGUUUGUAAACGAUGAGAUGAUGCCAAAGAAGUGGAGAAUAGACAUCAAUAUAAAUCGAGUCUGCCAAAAAUGCUGUUAAAAAGUUACAUGAGUCUCAUUGUGAAUAUGAAUGUUAUCAGUUUAAAAGAUGUUGCUGCAUCUGAGACCCACGGACAAGUGGAUAAAGUCGAGAUAAUGUGACAAUGCACUGAGAUAUGGUCGAUUUAAAUGUCUUCUCAAGAUUUACUUACUAUUAAUCCUAGAACACUAUCGCUAAAAUUAGAAACACCAUAAGUAACACCCAUCGCCGGGUGAUUUUUACUCGAAAUAAUUUACCCAUGAAAAAGUACUUGUGAUCAAAAUAUAUUUAAAAAGGACAAUACAUGACAAAUUAAAGUAGUUGUCUUUUCUUUUUUUUUUUCCUUUUUUAUAAAGUGCCAUGAGCGGACCAUAUAAAAAUGCAACAAAAUGACUGAAAUUAGGCAUUCAUGAACAAAAAAUUCCUUAAAAAAAUAUGGCAUACUUUGAGUGAGUAAAAUUGACCAGUUGACUAAAAUAUUUCUUAUCACCAUAUGAAUUCCCUUUAAAACCAUUACUUUGUGAUAGUUAUUCAUAACCCUGGCACUAAAUAAAGAUAAUAUGCAAAUUCCAGGACCACUCUAACUGACCUUAUUCUCUACACAUGCAGCUAUCAAAUCCACCCAAACUUACUUUACCCUCUAUCACUAUUUCCGGGUGAAAAUCACCUGUAGGAAAAAGCAGGUUUUGGAUCAGGGAAAAAAAUAUUCCUUCAAAGAUGUCAAAGGAAAUGCUGAAGCAACCCAGAGACCCAUGAUACUCAGACAAACGCAACAUAAUGAAAAUCACGUAAACAUGUUUGGCCGGGUGAAAAUCGCCCAGGGAUAGUGUUCGGUGAUCUUAGAAUAUAGAAUAUUAGUGUAGAGCCACUUUUACUAGUAACUUUUUCUUCUCUCUGCCUCACAGGCCACUCCCUCCACUGGUCGAAGAACAAGGAGGACUGCUAAACAGUCCGAGAGUCCUACCCACAGUGCCCUAAUGGAAACCAGCAGUCAGCUUGAAAAAUGUGAGGGAGAACCCCACGUAUCUCCACCCACAUCUUUGUUAAAGAGAUGCACCAGAGCGUCCAGACUCCACAGUCCAGAGCAGCCGUGCACGCCUGUGGACUCCAUCCAUGAAGCAGAUCAGUCAGAUGUGGACUCCUGCUGUUCCGUGGAGUCUGAGGUGAAAAAGACAAAGACACGUGCACGGAGGAGAAGCAGAGCACCAUGUACAGUGAGUCAAGAAGAUGAGGUUUCUGAAGUGGAGUCAUGCUCCUCUGCAGUAUCUGCACCGAAAGCUGGACAAAGUGUCAGAAGGAGUACAAGGAAGAAGACAAAUCUUACUCAGACUGACCAAGAUCAGGUAAAGGGAAGUGAUGUCAAGGUUGACUCGGUACCAGAGUCCGAGUCCUGCAGUUCUGCGGUGUCUGAAUUCCAGAGAGUCACAAGAAGUCAGAGAAAAGCUUCCUCCAGAUCCUCUGCCAAACAACAAACAGAGGACUCAGAGCUUUCAGAUGUUGAGAGCUGCACAUCCAGCAUCUCUGAAGUCUCAAAGUCCGACACCCGAAGAUCUACACGAUCCAGAAGACGAACAGGUCCCAUCCCCGUUUACUUGGAUGAAGCCUCAGAAAGCUCUCUCUCCCCUGCUCCCACAACUCGAAGAACUCGAGCAGCCAAAGGAAAGGCUGCAGCAGCUGUAGAUGUCAGCGAGCCUCAGUCUUGUGACUCUGAAGGGUUUGAAUCUGGGCCUACGUAUAGUAAUGUAACUCGUAAGAAGUCCAAGCCUGGCCUGAGAAUGGGUGACUCUGACUCUGAGCCGACUGAGGUGCACUCCCCUGUGAGCAGCCCCUGCUCCACACGUGGAAGAGGGACCCCCUGCAGCAGCCGCACCGGAUCAGGGAGCAGCACUCGGGGUUCUCUGUUGUCCAAGUACCCAGUCAAAGAUCUCACUAUAGUUUUGGAAAAAGCUCCUGAGCCUGCUGAGGAGGAAACUCCACUUCAGGAUUCUAUAUUAGACAGUACAGUGAUUGCUGAGGAUGCAGACUGCACAGUCAUAGAGGAGGAUACAGAAGAUAAGAAUGAGGAGGGAGUGUCUGAUCUGAUAUCUGUGGAGGAAGAUGUAGUCGAAGUAGAGAAAGAAGCUAAUGCUGAUGCUGAAGAAGACCCUGUACAGGCAGAGGAAGCUGGCAGCAAAUCUGCAGUGACUGUUGAUCUCCAGCAGGAGGAGCCAUGUGCAGAAAGUAAGCCUGGGGACACCUCAGAGAUGGAAACGAUGCAGGAAACAGAACCACCAUCAUCAGAGCUACUGGAGCCUUCAGUGACAGUGACAUUAUGUGAGAGGACUCCUGAAAUCACAGAGGAGACAGAGGACAAAGACGAAGCAAUGGAAACGGCUGAUGUGGACGCCCACUUGUUACAGACAGAUGAGGUUGUAGAUGAGACUGUUGUUGUGGAAACUGGGCCCAGUGAGGAGGGGGAGAGGGUGGAGGAAAUGGAAGUCAGCACUCUGAACGGGGAUAAUCAGCAGGUGGUUGACUCCAGUGAAGUUGAGUCCACUCAGGCAACAUCCAGCGGGCAGCACGCCAUCACGCCGGAUUCUGUUUCUGUACAACCCAAAGAUGUAACUGUCCAGAAAACUAAAGUAAUCAGCCUGUUAGAGAGCAGCGAGGAGGAGUCCGAAUCUGAUGAAGAGGAGGCGGGGUACGUUUCUGAGGAAGAGGAGGAGGAGGAUUUGGGGUCCAGGACCAAGGAGAGAGCAGGUAAAUCAGUUGAAGGGCUGUUUAUGAUCGACACACGGCCCGGAGAGGAGGCUGAUGAGCACUACUACAAAGAGAGGCAGACUGAGGACGAGGAGAGGGUCGCAACGGGAGAGGGGGACGAGCAAGGGGAGGAGGAGGAGGAUGAGGAGGAGUUUGUGGAUGAGGCAGGGGAUGAAGAUGACGAUGAAGAUGCAAUGAUCCUCUUCUCAAGCAGAAACCCAAACUUGUAAGUAUAUAAUGGGUGGCAGGCUCAGACUGGUUAAUUCACUGGGGAAUACACCUUUCCAUUAUCAACACAAAGAAAGUUCCUGAAGUGCUCACAAUAUGAAGUUAAAGGCUGAAUGUUGAAAAGGAUGUCAGUCUUGAAAAGUGUUCAGACAGAACUUAAUAUACCACCACAUCAUUUGAGUGAUAAUAUGGUUUAAUUUAUCUCCAGUAGUGUUUAGAGUAAAACUCCAUUGAAUGAAAAAUCUGGGUGUUUACAGACAAUUAUUGUUUGUCGGAUCCGCCUGUCUUUUCUCAGGUUUGUUUACAAUAAAGAACUGAGCACGUAUGAAGAACUUGUUAUGAUUAUGUAUAUUAUUGUCAUCACUGUGUGCAGAGGUGAGAGAUGAGACAUUUUUUUGCUCUUCUUGAGGAAUUUUCUCCCGCUCUCACUUGUUCCAGGAAAGAGAUGUCCAGCCGUAUUGACCCCGGCAUUAGAAUGAAGGAGCUCGGGGGUUUAUACAUCAAUUUUGAUGGCAGCAAAUCAAAACCUGUCCCCGGUUCACUGCAAAAACUAAAGGAAAAGAAGACCCAAGAUGAGGUAAAUAAGUGAUAGAUUUUUCCCUUUUGAAAGUGAUCUGUGAAGCAGAAUGAAUCCCAUUUGAUAGUUACGCAAGGACAAAUUAAUCCAGCAACACCUGAGACGCUGAUACUCAUGUUAUUUUAGGCCUUAUGUGGGACGAUGAUCGAGUUCGGUCCUUUGCAGUGAUGCAGUUUUUAUUUUGUUGUCAUCCACAGGUGAUGAAGAAGAGUGUGAUGGGACCAGAGUUUGAAAAGAAAGACGCGGUGCCUCCGUACAGUGAAUCUAAACAAGCCGUAAAGUUGAAACGCAGGGUAAGUUUGACACAGUCACUCUUUGCAUCAUUGAGUUACAGUCUACAAAAGCCUAAUCUCAAGUGAAAUAAGCUUCAGAGUUAAUUCAGACACACAUGAACCAAACCCCAAAAAUACUAACACAAAGUUCUCGCUUUCUGCACUUCAAAGCUUCCAAAAAAUUUCUCACAUGAUUGACACUUGUGUUUCUCAGGCUGAGAGGGAGAAAACAACAGGAGAUGGUUGGUUCAACAUGAAAGCUCCAGAGCUCACUCAGGAACUCAAAGGCGACCUGCAGGUCCUGAAGAUGAGAGGCGCCAUGGAUCCAAAAAGAUUCUACAAGAAGAAUGACCGAGAUGGCUUCCCCAAAUAUUUCCAGGUCACUUCUCAAUUUACAGGCCUCAUUUUUAAAACUGUUCAAACUACAUCUUAAGGAACAUGAACACGUUGUUUUCACGCUGAAAUGGUUUAAAGUGAGACUUUUCCUCAUCCAAGGAAAUGAUGCUCAUGUUUCUGUGUGUUUACUUUCGCUACAGAUCGGUACAGUGGUAGACAACCCAGUCGACUUCUAUCAUUCCCGUAUUCCCAAGAAGGAGAGGAAGAGAACAAUGGUGGAGGAGCUGAUGGCUGACGCUGAGUUCAGGCAGUAAGCAGAAACAAAAACGCACAUAGACACAUUGAUAAAGACACACCCCAUUAGCAAUUGUUGUUUUAAUAUAUCACAUCUUUGACAUGGUGUCCAGUGAAAAAUACACAGACUGAGUCACAUUGGUAAAGACUAUUUAAAGCAGGCUCACAUCUUGUGUUUUUACACUGUUGUUGAGUAAGUAUAGGACAGUAAUACUUAAGUAAACAUCACUUUAGUAAUACUGAUGAAGUGAUUGGCACAUUAGAUCCCAUUAUACAAGGAUUAAACUUCAAAAAUGAUUAUUAAACUAUCUAGAAAACAUAAUAAAGCAGAAUUCAGGCCACCUGCCAUCAUUACAGACACACUUUUACAUGGAGAAUACUUCAAACAAGUUACAGUGCUUUAAUGAGAUAUUCAAGUUCUCUACUGUCAGGUGUCACAGUUUCAUUUUCAGUCCUUAUGCACUCAAGAUAAGCAGAUAGAAGAAAUGUUCAGUGACCUGCCUCAGUGGUAGAGAAGGAACCGACUGAAAUAUCUUACCAAGUCCAAUUACAGCCUUCAAUAUUCAGCUUGUAACAGUGAUGAACUUUUUGUGUGACAAGAGGCUAAAUGUUUUUCAUCAGGUUGGAUUAAAUGUUACAAUUAAACACAACAUCAAUGUUAGGUGUGUAAAUGUACUCAGAACUCAACAGGUUGAUUUCAGACACAUGGCAUAAUGCAGUCUUUAAGUUUUACAAGGGUCCUCUGACAAAGUAAAAAUACUUUAAAUAUGCUAAGUACUACAGAGUGAAAUAGUGCAGUUUAAAAUCUUAGUCUGAAUUGAAUGCAGAUUUUUAAAUACACUCUCUUCUCUCACCAGCAACAACAAAAAGAAGUACCAGAACAUCAUGGCAGAGAAAGCAGCACAAGGAGCCGGCAAAAGAUUCAAGAAGAGUAAAUUCUAUAAGAAGAAGUAAAGACUUGUAAAGACUUGAAGUGAUACAUUCUGAUGUCAUUAACUCAAAUUAUUAAUCAGGAGCUCCUCUUUUCCCGAGGAGCUGAAAUACUUUAUAAGAGGAAAGUCAUUGACUCUGACACAUCGAAGAUCAUCUCAAAAGAUGAAUCAAGAUUUUGUCUCUGUAUCAACCAGACUGUCAUUUUUCUGCAGUUAUCAAAAACAGCUGUAAAAAUAUAACUGAUUUUUAACGCCAUAUUUCAUUUCCAACAUUUUACGACACAGGAAUCAUAGAAACUUUACAAAUUCUGUCAUAUAAACAUUAAAAGAGUUUUGUCUAGCACCAA